CCGUGUGAGCAGAACCAAAUCCACGGCGAGCACGAGCCCUAGGGCAACCCAGAUUCGCGCAGCCCACCUCGUAGCCGAGCAUUCCGCGUCAGAUCGGAUCGAAGCGGCGGCGGCGAGAUGGCGGCCGACAAACUGGCUCCGGUGAAGGUGAACUACUGCGGCGUCUGCGGCCUCCCCGCCGAGUACUGCGAGUUCGGGCCCGACUUCGAGCGCUGCAAGCCGUGGCUCCGCGCGCACGCGCCCGGCGUCUACCCGGAGGAACUCGUCGCCUCCUCUUCCGGCGGGGGCGAGAAGGACGUAGAUAAGGUUGGCGAGCGCCUCCAAGGCGUCGGUAUCUCCACCGCCGAUGGCUCCUCCAGCACAGGGGGUGCCUCGGCAUCUAAGCAGGAAGAGGUGAAACGACUGCCUGGUGGUAAGCUCAAGAAAAAGGACAAGCAAGAGGUUAUUAUUGAGAAGAUUGUCCGCAACAAGCGCAAAUGUGUUACCGUGGUCAAAGGCCUUGAAUUGUUUGGUGUCAAGCUGAGUGAUGCUUCAAAGAAGCUCGGAAAGAAAUUUGCUACUGGAGCUUCUGUUGUCAAGGGCCCAACCGAGAAGGAGCAAAUUGAUGUGCAAGGGGACAUAUCAUAUGAUGUUGUAGAGUUCAUUACAGAUACAUGGCCCGACGUACCUGAAUCGGCCAUAUAUUUCAUUGAAGAUGGAAGGAAGGUCGCUGCUGCUUAAAUCUUAUAUGGUUUAGAAGCGAAAGCACCAGUGGAGUUACAGAUAUAGUGGAAUAUAAGGAAAGAGAUGUAUCAGUGUUAAGGCAUGCCUCGAACAUGAGUCGAUCUCUAUCUCCUAAAGACACAACUCUUCUGUAUAAUUUCUGAGCUAAGUUCACAUGUGGUGUUUUACCUACCACUGGAAGUCUGGCACCGUGACACCGUGUAUGAAAUUUAUUUAAGAGUUGAGUUUGUACAAGCGAGUAUUAUGGUAUGCAUAAUCCAUUUGAAGCUACAUUGUUAAGAAAUCA
Messenger RNA from Lolium rigidum, 1009 nucleotides. RefSeq names its product translation machinery-associated protein 22-like. NCBI's taxonomy places the organism in Eukaryota, Viridiplantae, Streptophyta, Magnoliopsida, Poales, Poaceae. The record is from RefSeq and is a predicted model, not a curated record. The coding region runs from base 118 to 720 and encodes 200 amino acids. The transcript is spliced from 7 exons. Gene Ontology annotation, molecular function: mRNA binding; translation initiation factor activity. Gene Ontology annotation, biological process: formation of translation preinitiation complex; translation reinitiation.